CUAGAUGGGAGAUAACUGAUAAGUAAGACAUAGCAACCCGCGAUAAUUCUUCCAAUUCGAGCCGACCGGUUCUAUUUGGUAAUAAUCAAGAAGAAAGAUGCAAAUAUCAAAAGGGAUAUAUCUAUAAUAAAAUCCCAUCACAGAAAAUUUAAAAUGGACAACAUUAAUAAUAUGUGUACGUGAAGAUCGAUAUAUGGAGAUGAUAUAAUUGAUGGGAAUGCCAGCAAGCUCCGUUGAGGAAGCAAAAAAACAUGCAGUAAAAACUCAAUUGGGGGCGAUUAACAAAGAAAUUAGAGUUUCACAAACUCAGCUCGUCGUACUAAUUACUAUGCAGAUUAUUAGCUAUAAAUAGCUAAUUAAGGCAGAUAUAUAUGAUGAGUGGAAGGUAAUUAAACAACUAAUUAUCAAUCGAUCAUCGUUGAUAUGGGAAUAAGCAGCCAACGGUUGGUAAUCAUGUUCACUGCUGCUGUGCUCUGCUGGAGCUUACUGGUCGUUUCUCCGAUGGCCAAUGGCCGCCGGCUUCUCCAGGCUCCGACCACAUCAAUGGAUCACAAAGGAACUGUCCCAUCUGCCCUUCUUCCUCAAGGUUUGGAAUUAAGUAGUCUUUUUUGCAUGCUUAAUUAUAUUACUGCACGAUCUGGGGAUGAUUAAUUAACUUAAAUAACUUAAUAAUAUAGAUAUCUAAUAUGUGUGGAUUAUAUAUAUAUGGUGGAUGCAUGUCAGCCGAUGAACCGCCGCAAUAUUGUUUUUGGAACACCUCUGUUGGUGAGUGGUUUUGCUCACCGGCCGCCGACAAGGAUAGCAUCCAGCCGCCGACAUGAUGAUCGGUACGUGGCAUGGAGCAGUAGCACUACUUGUCUCUGGAUUUUGAUCUGAUGGUCAUAGUCAGAUUCUACUUGUUUCUCUCCUCAGAUUAAUUACUUGUGUACGAAUAAACAACAAAUGUAUGACGACUGCUAUGUCUUUUUUUUUUUAACGAAUAAAUAACAAAUAAUGUAUGAAGCUAUGUUUUUUUUUCUUAUGUCGUUGAAUUUGCCUAUAAAUAUGUACUUGUUCCGUUCGUUUAAUGUCAUGAGAAGAUUGGAACCCAAUUUAUGUUUGUUUGCUUUGAUUAUUUCUUUCGUUCAGUUUAGUAGUUUCGUAGUUAUUUUGGGUUGUUCUCGCUAUUAAAGAGAUCCUCUACUCGAGAGUGAACGUAUCCAAAAGUCUGGAGAAGUAAAGACCCAGUACGUAGAAUUCCGUCCCUACGGCGCAACUGCAUGUCCAGAUAUAGAUUAAGGUUUAUAUAUGCAAAUUAACGAUUCAACAACAGUUGGUUCUUUGGUGAAUGAUGUAACAAGCUAAAUAAUAUGGUCCCCUUGGUGAGUCUAUAGAUUAAGGUUUAAUUAGGCAAAUUAAAUAUGUCAUCAGCUGAUCUGCCCUUGUAUUUUCCAUUUUGGUUUGCUAUUACAAUGAUCUAGCUUGAACUGACUUUUCAUUUUCUGCAUUAAGGGUGAAGGGUUGGAUAUGUUAGAGAGAGGUUUAGUGCUUUUGGAAUGAAGGGUAUAUCCUUUUUUUUUUUUUUUUUUUUGCCGAUAUUGAAGGGUAUAGUCUUAAAAUGGGCUUUUCCACAGAAGUAUGGAGGCCCGGGCCUGGCCCAAUGUCGCUCCGAAACAAAAUUAAAUCAUGGAUUGGGCAAGGACUCCGCCUGAGCCGCACAAAAAAAUGAGGCCACUAAUUCCCCAAAUCUCAGUUCACAAAACUGCUGAAACUCCCCCAAAAAAAAACUUCCCACCCUUUCUUCUCCAAGCUUUCCAUGGCAUUCAGAGCUGCUGCUUCCCCUUCCCCUCAAGCUUCAUAUCCACCGCCAUUCAAAACCCAAAAUGGCAGCCACCAUAUUCACAAAGCGUUCCAUCAACCAACCACAAGAAAAGGGUUGACAGCUGGUAGGAGUGGCAACCGUAGUAGAAGUGUUGUGGCAACUGCAGCUAAAGAACCACAAAGCCGGCCGCCGAGAGCACCACCUGGAGUUGAUACCAGAAUCCACUGGGACAAUCCUGACGAAGGCUGGAUCGGUGGCGGCACAAACACCGAUACAUCCGGCGACCAGGAAAAGGAUAAUGAAGACUUACUGGGUGACAAGUUUGCUGAUUUGCUCGAUGAUGCUUCUGAUUCUCAUUAUCAGUUCCUUGGGGUGCAGCCAGAAGCAGACUUGGAAGAGAUUAAAUCAGCUUACCGGCGGCUAUCCAAGGAGUACCACCCGGACACAACAUCGCUCCCUCUGAAAACAGCUUCAGAAAAGUUCAUGAGGCUGAGGAGAAUUUAUGCUGUCCUGUGCGACCCCGAGAAGCGGAGAUUCUAUGACUGGUCGCUUGCACAGGAGCUUGCUAGCAAGCAAGCUGAGAAGAUGAGAAUGAAGUUGGAGGAUCCCAUGGAACUGAAUCUCAACACCUACGAAUCGGUUCCUGAUAUGGUUGAUCGUCUUGGAGGGAAAAACUUGGAGCUCAGUGAUCAGGCGAUGACGGCUCUUACAUUUGAUGCUCUCAUCCUUGUUUUUGCUAUUGGCUGCAUUGUUUAUGUGCUGGUUUUCAAGGAGCCAUAUUACUAGCUGCUGGCAUGCAUGAUGCAUGUAAUGUACCAUACCAAAUACAUAUACAGGUUAUUUAUCAAACCAGCCAAAGCAAGUUGGAAGAACAGAUGGGCAAUAGCUAAACUACAUGCUUAUGUUCUGAAGUGAACAAUCAGAUGCACCACAGAAUUGGAAAAGACUUAUCAGAAAUCUUAAGACUUCACUGCUCGAUUGACGAUGCAAUAUAGCUGUAAACUAUAAGCGCUAGUUAUGAACUGAAUACCGAUGAUGACAGACAAGCAACGAUUAACCAGAUCUAGGGAACCACCAUUGCUUGUCUUUAUAACCAUACAAUAAAAUCCCAAUGGAAGCUAUCCUGAAUUUCGAAUAGAUUCAUCCAUAUCAGGCUCAGAGAUAUGACAUCAAAUAACACCAGGAAAAAGAGAUAUCAAGAACAUUACUAAAUCUGGUGUUCACUUAACUAAAAAACAAGGCCAAUUGGUAACAAUGGUUCCACAGCAGAAAUAGGUUUAACAGUGUGCUUGUUCCAGAAGGCAACUAGCAUACUCUAGAUGACUUAAGACAGGCAUUUACUACUGACAUCUCACAGGACAAAGGUUAAAUGUCAGAACAACUAACAUAUUGGUACCAUUCUUUUCAUUACUAUGUUGUGUAGCUAACUAAACUAUAAGUAUAACCAAACUGAUAUGCCCACAGGAAAACAACUACGCACACCAUGAAAGAGCACGGACCUAGGUGUGCGAUUUAGGGAUUGGAUUGAUACGCGAAUUAGGGAUUUGGGGUGAGAUAGAAGGGGUAUUAGGGUUGAGAUGAGAGGAGAUCGGGCCACCAAGGUGGUGGCCGACGGUUGGGAGAGGAGGAACGGGGUCGGCGGUUGAGUGUGAGAGAGAGGAGUUUAGGGAAUAAUUCUGUUGUUAUUGCUUAACCCUAGCUUAUGCCUAACACAUAAUAAUAUAUAUAAUCCGACUAAUUCCCAAUAACUACCCAAAGACUUAACCUAACCGAUUUGACUCCAAUAGUUCCCGAAAUAUCCAAUGUAUCAUAAAACAACCAAAUAACAAUUAAACCCCAAAAGAACAUGUAUCUGACACACCAACAAGUUGAAUUGAGAACUAGACAUUACCCUCGAGAAGUCGGUUGUGAAUUUGAACCUGAUACAAGUUUCUGCAGAGAGGCUUCCAGAUGAAUCACAUACUAGAGCCCCAAAAACAACGUAUCACCAAACAUUCUGUUUUUCCAUGAAAGUUCAACAAGUUACUCUCACGUCACAUGUCAAAGAGCCAAGAAAUGUCGAACUUGCAG
Linum trigynum is the source of this 3871-nucleotide messenger RNA. NCBI's taxonomy places the organism in Eukaryota, Viridiplantae, Streptophyta, Magnoliopsida, Malpighiales, Linaceae. The record is from the annotation of a GenBank genome assembly.